Molecule: messenger RNA, 492 nt
Organism: Arachis ipaensis
Lineage: Eukaryota; Viridiplantae; Streptophyta; Magnoliopsida; Fabales; Fabaceae
Source: RefSeq, a predicted model, not a curated record
AUGGCGGUCAUGGCAAACCUUGCGAAUACCAUGGAAGCUAAUGUUGCUGCAACUCUGCAAGCUAUGCAGAGGUUAGGCCAACUGGCCCGAAACAGAAAUGGGAAUGGCGAAGGGAACGCGAAUGAGAAUGCUGAGGGAAACGGUGAUAACAUGGGAGGUACUCCGAUGACCUUGGCGACUUUUCUCAAGGUUUAUCUGCCAAUUUUCCGAGGAUCAACCAACCCUACAGAAGCAGACAACUGGUUUCAUGCCAUGGAGUGUGCUUUACAGGCGCAGCAUUUUCUGAAUAACCAAUAUGUAGAAUUUGCUGCUUAUCAGCUUGCGGGAGAGGCCCAGCAUUGGUGGCAAGUAGAGUGCCACUUGUUACAGCUUCAGAAUACCGACAUUCCUUCGGAUGUGUUCCAAACGGCCUUCUAUAGGAGGUAUUUUCCUGAGUCUGCAAGGGAAGCGAAGGAGAUGGAACUUAUGCAGUUGAAGCAAAGUUCCUUGUAG